Messenger RNA from Bemisia tabaci, 972 nucleotides. RefSeq names its product L-xylulose reductase-like. NCBI's taxonomy places the organism in Eukaryota, Metazoa, Arthropoda, Insecta, Hemiptera, Aleyrodidae. The record is from RefSeq and is a predicted model, not a curated record. Gene Ontology annotation, molecular function: carbonyl reductase (NADPH) activity; L-xylulose reductase (NADPH) activity. Gene Ontology annotation, biological process: glucose metabolic process; xylulose metabolic process.
UGAGGUACUGUGAGUUUUGGAGUGUCUCUGUGUCCAGUUAGUGAAACUGUCUAAACUGCAUUAACUCUUUUCAACAGUGAAAAUCAAGGAAUUUGCCAACUAGAAUUUCUGCAGCGUCUGGGCGAGUUUUCAGAUUUAACAGAUAUAAGUGAUGGAGUUCAAUUUUGAGGGAAAAACUAUCCUCGUCACUGGCGCAGGACAAGGCAUUGGAAGGGGCAUAUGUUUGAGGCUGGCCAAGAGCGGGGCGAAAGUUUUGGCUUUGUCGAGAACGCGAGGUCCCCUCCAAGAACUUGCACAGGAGAACCCGAAUAUCGAGCCAAUAGUGGUGGACUUGGAUGGUUGGGCCGAGACAAGGAGGGCACUGGAAAAUAUUGGCCCGGUGGAUGGAUUGGUGAACAACGCAGCCAUAGCGAAGAUCAACCACUUCUUCGACAUAACCGAGGAUGAUUUUGACAAAUCAUUCGGUGUAAACGUGAAAGCAGCAAUCAAUGUCGCACAAGUCGUCGCGAAAGGGAUGGUUGAGCGGAGGAACGGCAGCAUAGUCAACGUUUCAUCGCAGUCGGCAAUGAAGGGCCACGAGGAUCAUACGAUUUACUGUAGCACGAAGGCGGCAUUGGAUGGUGUGACGCGGGUGAUGGCGCUGGAACUGGGCAAAUACAACGUCCGCACCAACAGCGUCAAUCCGACGAUUGUCCUAACUAAAAUGGGUGCCAACUGGUGGUCGGAGCCCUCCAGAGGGGAACCUGCUUUGCAGCGGAUUCCGCUUGGCCGAUUCGCUGAGGUCGAUGAGGUAGCAGACGCGGUUAUGUUUCUCCUGAGUGACAAGUCAUCGAUGAUCAAUGGAAUCUCUCUAUUGGUCGAUGGAGGUUACGUUGCUUCCCCGUACCACGCAACCAAAUGAAAUAUCUUCCGGUCUUUCUCAACGUGAAGGAUGUGGACAUGAACCUCAAGGAUAGUUUUAUUAUCUUGUUA